Punctularia strigosozonata HHB-11173 SS5 is the source of this 6243-nucleotide messenger RNA. RefSeq names its product beach-domain-containing protein. The coding region runs from base 1 to 6174 and encodes 2057 amino acids. The record is from RefSeq and is a predicted model, not a curated record. The transcript is spliced from 31 exons. Gene Ontology annotation, molecular function: protein binding. NCBI's taxonomy places the organism in Eukaryota, Fungi, Basidiomycota, Agaricomycetes, Corticiales, Punctulariaceae.
AUGCUACGCAGUCUCCUUACGCCUCUAACGGCGCGGUUUGAGAACAUCAACAUCUCACCUCGCAAUGACCGAGGCUCACCUGCCACGCCGGGGCGGCACGAAGAUGACCUCGACCCGGAGGACUUCAGACGGGAUGUCCUCAUAGACGUUAUGCGAAACUCGGUUGAACGACUAAAGGAGGCCGAGGACACGAGGGACAAGCUUGAGACCCUCGCGGAGAUCCAGAGGAUUAUCCUUGAAGACACGUAUAACUGCACAAAGGAUGUGUUCAGGGAGAUGGACGGGUUCCUGGCACUGAUGGGCUUUCUAUCGACGCUUCGCGUGCGCGAUAGUCUAGUAAAGGAGCCUGAGGAGCAGGUUCUGCAAGAGGUGACGGAGGGAGUGCGCUUGGUCUUCGUGGUGCUCUCGGAAGCGAUGCACGACCACCGUCAAAACACAGAUUACUUCAAGUAUCGCGUUGGAUACGAAUCGCUAAAAGAAGCUACCCUGCCUCUAGCGGUCGAUGCGAAAAUUCGUGACCAGACAUUUGGAUGCCUUCUGUCUUUCUGCCUACACAACUUCUCCCUCUCCGGGCUAUUUGCCACUCUUCGAGAUUGUGACUUGGCCCACGUAGACGAGCACCUCAAGGCGCUAGAACGACAGCUCGGCACGCUCAUGCAGGCAGAUGGGUACCGGGUCCUCUGGAGGCUCCUUGGCUCUAUCCCCGACGAUGGUGGCUUGCGUUACAUUGUAUUAAAGCUCACGGAUCGUCUCAUCCACGCAAGUCACCGGAACCAUGCGCUCAUCGCUAGCCUGGGGCUCGUUCCCCAAUUAUUCUCAUACUUUACUUCCCUGUCCCCCCGCGAAUCAGAGCCAACUUCUCCAAUGGACGGAAAGGCCUCUCGAUCUCCUGAGCGGAACCUGGUGCAGAAACUCCUAAGGUUUCUUCUGGAGAUUGGGGCAGAUGCCGACGACGUGCGUCAAGUUCUGCAGAGGGUGGCUAAGGACGACGAUUCCUUGAACGGCGACCUGCUCGAGGUGGUGCGCAGUGCUAUGAAGGCGCAGUCGCGAUGGACGCAGCAUGUGUCGAUGGAAGAGCGCGCAGCGUUCACGUUGACUGAGAACGGGGUCAGGGGCAUGCCGAGUGCAGGCUUCACGUUCAUGAUCUGGGUUAAUCCCGAGAGGUUACCGAUCAAGGCGCCUCACCUUCUGUUUGGCGCGAGAGCUGGGCGGACAUCCCUUAUUCAGCUGAGCCUUCGGCCGGACGGCAAGCUUCAGCUACAGACGUCGUCCCGGAAGGACGCAGGUGUCUUCACCAAAUCUUCUGUUCCGAAAGGUCGCUGGACACACAUCGCGCUCGUACAUCACCAACACAAAGCAGCGAACCCGACGAUCCGAUUAUACGUUGAAGGCGCUCUAGUAGACUCCUUCAAUUGGCCAUAUCCGAAACCCGAUAACAGUGCCCGCCACUUAACAUACAUCAUCGGUGACGAUACGCCAAGCGCGAGCAUGAGUUGGUCCAUCGCAUCCGCGUAUCUCAUCUCCGUUCCACUCGCUGAUGACCUUCCGCGACUGAUCCAUCACCUUGGACCUCGCUAUGCUGGAAUCUUUCAAUCUAACGAUAUCAUCAAGUACCUUACGUACGAAUCGUCCACCUCGCUCAACAUCUAUAUGAGCACCCUUGUAUCUAGGUUCCCAGGACCUGCUGGGUUAAGUCCGCUGAUGAAGGCGAUCAGGGACGGCCUUGGUAUUGCAGAACCGUCGUUCGUGUUCGCCCUUACUGCACGAGGUGUCGACGUGGACGACCCGCGGAAUUGGACGACAGAGGUGGACGUAUUCAUGGACCAAAGGCAACCACAGGGACUUGUUUCAGUGGGGGAUGUAUUCGUGGUGCGGGGGUCCUGCCUCGACGCAUGGGUAUGGAGGCUUGGUGGGGCAUGUGUUCCGUUGCGUUUCAUCCAGCUCGCUACCACCGCACACGAACUCUCUCGGUCUUUAGGCGUCUUAACCGACUCCCUGCGCAAUAGCUGGCAAAACUCAGAAGACAUGGAACGUCUACGUGGCUAUGAUAUUCUUGCGGGAAUGCUGAGGGAUAAGGCCAAGCUAAUCAACGCCACCGGAUUUGAGACCCUGUUUGAGUUCCUUGGGCUCAACUUCCGGCACCCUGAACAAUCCACCAUCACCAAUGCAGUCGCGUACCUAGCUUUAGCUCUUGACUUCGAACUCUGGUCCCGCACGUCACAAAGCAUCCAGCGCGCUCACCUCGACCACUUCAUCACUCUCCUCAAAACGAGCCGACACAAGCGAUUCAACGCGAGGCACCGCUACGCCAAGAUGCCUUCUUCCGUUGUCCGCAACCUGCUCUUUGUGCUACAGACCGAAUGGUACCCGCGCGAUAUGUGGCAGUACGUGAUCGAAGCUCUUGAGGUCGCAGCGGUGGCCGAUUUCUCGACCGAUCGUGCGAUCAAACCUAUCAUCUCGUAUUUGGCGGCUAACCUCCACGAAGCAGAUGUUGCCCCGCUUCCGUCUCCACGCUCGUUGGUGUCGCGCAUCGAUCACUCGCAUUCGCGGGAGAAAGCUGAGCACACCUUCUUGGCUCUGAUAUCCAUCUUGCAGAAUCCCGCCUGCUAUACCAAGUUUGCGGCGGCACUACCCGUCACCAGAAUCUGUUUGCUCCUGUUGGGCGACCGACCCUCAUCCACCACCGCGACAUGUGUCCUUCGCUUGAUUGAGAUAUGUUUAGCCGCUUCACCCUCGUUCAGUCGGAAGUUCGAGCUCGUGAGCGGCUGGAGCAUCCUCAAGACCGUUAUCCCCGUCGUAUGGGACAGUGCCGUACAUGUUGCGGCUUUUGACCUCUUGCUCGGACGUAAAGUGGGUUCGGUUCAAACAGAUCACAUGCGAAAGCCGAUCGUCUGCCCUCACCUGGUCCCCGCCAUACUCUCAACUUUCCAACACGGGCUAAGGGGUGUCGCUUCGCGUGCGGACGUUUCCGGAGACGCGUCGGACGUCGAUAGCCCUGAAGCUCUCGUCGAAAUUCUCAUUGAAGAGCUGAUAGAGCUCCACUCCCAAAAUCCGACCUUCCGCCAAGUAUUCCGGUCGCAGCAGACUACUCAGAUAUUCAUUGACGCUUACAAGACCUUCGUCCUUGCACUUUCGUCUGCGCCGCAUGUUUCUCAACGGGUAAUACGAAUCCUUGAGAAGGUCAUGCACUUCGCGAUGUCGCUCGCUCUGGAUAACGAUGUGGCCGGCACUCAAAAACGCGAGAUACUAGAUAUACUCCAGCAAGCAGAGGGUAUUGUCGACGAUCGCGCGAGGAAGACAGACGUUGACCCUGAGCUGGUCGUCGAUAACCGUUCUGUACGCCGCAGGAUAGCAGCCAGGUUAAGCCUUCAAGUCGGGGAGCGAACAAUCCAAAAGUCUUUCUCAAGAAUCAUAGAAUGGCGCCGGACGAUCAUCGAUUCCGAGCGCAAGCGCUUACGAAAGAACCUCCUUGAUCUGCGUGAGCAUAAUCGCCAGAUAUCCUCCAUGGGUGAUUGGGCCACGCCGCUGCUGGGAGAGCGGGGUUUAUGGGCUCGUCUCGAAAACCACCGCCGGUGGCGUCUCGACGAGACGGAAGGACCCUAUCGGAUUAGGAAGAAGCUCGAACCGAACGACCAAGAAUUUCUUACUUCUCUUCUCGAUGGCCCGUCUCGGGUCCCUGACCUCUCUGCACCAGAUGCUGAUACACAAUCCGUGGUGCAGAUGGAACUGCCUCCAUGGGCGGAGUCGUAUGAGAUCUCCGUGACGGAUGUGGAUGGUCAACUUGCCGAGACAAUUGUCGACGACAAACACCGCAGAAUUCGUCACCAGCUCGAACCGGGCGACGUUAUAGAAGCUGUCAGCACGGUUGCGAGAAUAUCAGGGAUUGACUCGUCGCCUGGGUUGCUCAUUUACGGUCGAACUCAUCUAUACAUCAUGGACGGACUUGUUCAAAACGAUGAUGGUGAGGUGAUCGACGUGCAUGAUGCCCCAAAACGUCUUUUCUUCGUACCGGGGAGCACCGUGGAGCUUGAUGGGCCUCAACGUGCUCAGCGAUGGGUGUGGGAUAAUAUCAUCAGUUUCAGUGACCGUACAUUCCUCUUCCGUGACGUUGCCAUGGAAGUAUACUUCAAGGACAGCCGGUCACUACUCGUCGUCUUUCUGAGCAAGCAGGAAAGACAAAGUAUGACAGAGCGGCUGUACGAAGUAGUCGCUCAGCGGAGUAUCGACCCCUCCGUGGCUGCGACGCCAUCAAUGGCUCGUAGGACACCCAUAUUCGGGAAAGUGAGCGCUCGGGUGUUCACGGGCGUCCGCUCCGACGAGCUCGCUACCGCGCAGCGCAAGUGGCAGGCGCGCGAGAUCAGUAACUUCACGUACCUAUGCAUUAUCAAUCAAAUAUCUGGACGCACCCCUAGCGAUGCAACCCAAUAUCCGAUAUUCCCUUGGGUGAUCAAGGACUACACCUCAACACGCUUGGAUCUUGCAUCACCGGAAACCUAUCGAGACCUGAGCAAACCAAUGGGAGCUCUCACUCCUGGACGGCGUGAGUCGGCUAUCCACCGUUAUCAAGGUCUGGAAAGUAUCGGAGAGACGCCCUUCCAUUAUGGUACACACUUCAGCUCCUCCAUGAUCGUUUGCCACUUCCUUAUCAGGCUUGAGCCCUUCACGCAUAUGUUCAAGACCCUCCAGGGCGGUGACUGGGACCUUCCGGAUCGGUUGUUCAGUGACAUGAGCAGAGCCUAUGAAUCUGCCUCCGCUGACAGCCGAGGAGAUGUUCGCGAACUAAUACCCGAGUUCUUCACGUGUCCCGAGUUCUUGGAGAACUUCGCGAACCUAGAUCUCGGUGUUCAGAACACCGGUGAGAGAAUACACGACGUCAAACUUCCUCCUUGGGCCAAGCAGGAUCCGUUUUUGUUCGUGUUACUCAAUCGAGAGGCCCUGGAGAGCGACUAUGUCAGCGAGCAUUUGCCGGCGUGGAUUGACCUGAUUUGGGGAUGCAAACAACGCGACCCCGAAGCGCUGAAUGUCUUCCAUCCCUUAAGCUACGAGGGGGCUAUUGAUCUCGAUUCCAUCGACGAUGAACUGGAGAAAGAGGCGACCAUUGGCAUCAUUCACAACUUUGGGCAAACUCCUCGCAAGCUAUUCAAUGCGCCUCACCCAGAGCGUUAUAUGCAUGGACUGUCGAGUUUGCCGAUAGGCAACCUGCAUGGUAUAGCGGAAGACUAUCGUUUGCUCCAACAAAGCCAACGACCAAUCAGAGAUUUAGGUGCAUUAGGCCCUGUUCGGGAUUUCACCAUCGACUUGAUCGGGGAACGGAUUAUACCCUGCGGGGACGGCCACCUCUGCGUACCUAACUAUCCACACGAGCAAGUCGAGUGGGGACCAACGAGAUUAGGGAACACCGAGGCCGGUAAUAUCCGCUUCGUCAUCGAUAGAAGGGUUGUGCAAGCGAUCGAGGGCACCUCAUGCACCUGCGCCGCUUUCGCUGAUUCCGACACGCUCGUCACGGGCUCGAGCGACUUCGCCGUUCGCUUCUGGCGUAAAUCUUCUCGGCGGGCCAUUGUCACGACGCCAGGAGGCCAUGCCCAGCCGAGCCUGCAGUUUUCGCUCGCCCACGUCAUGCGAGCACAUACGGCUGAAGUAACGUGUGUGGCUGCUUCCAGAGCUUGGGCAAUCGCGGUCAGCGGCUCGCGAGAUGGGAGUGCCGCCGUUUGGGAUCUGAACAGAGGCACCUAUGUUCGGUCCAUGUGGCACGAGGGAGAUCAUGUCCAUCUAGCGGUCAUCAAUGAGAGCACCGGUUACAUCGGUACUUGCUCGAGGUCAAAGCUGUGCCUCCAUACCAUCAACGGUCGACCGAUAGUCACCAUGGAUCUACCAGCGUCAAUGACCUCGCCACAUCCACCCAUUACCUCUAUGGCCUUCCUCGAGCGCGAAUACCUCAGCGGCGGCAUCCUUGCUACUGGUGACGCCGAUGGUAGUAUAACGCUCAGGACAUGGAACGCGGAUGACACCCCGGAGGGCGCCAAAGCCCAGUGGAAAUUCGUGACGCUGAGGAGUUUGGAAGUGAGGAAGGAUCGACACGAGUCGCCAUGCAUCACUGCGCUGAAAUUUGUCGGGGAACGCCUUUAUCACGGCGAAGACACGGGUCGAACCUUCUCUUGGGACUUACCGGAAUGAACGUCGAUUUCUGCUCUCAUUGCUAUCGCCGUCCUCUGUAGAAUGAUGUACAACAGCACGAUCCUAAUU